This is a messenger RNA of Wickerhamiella sorbophila, 873 nucleotides long. RefSeq names its product Transcriptional regulatory protein rxt3. NCBI's taxonomy places the organism in Eukaryota, Fungi, Ascomycota, Dipodascomycetes, Dipodascales, Trichomonascaceae. The transcript has a single exon. The coding region runs from base 1 to 873 and encodes 290 amino acids. The record is from RefSeq and is a predicted model, not a curated record.
AUGAGCGAGUCUGUGAACGACCCAGCGGCUGAGCCAAAGCCAGAGGGUUCUUCUCAGCAACCGGCCCCUCCUGUGCCGGCACCCGCCAACAGCUUGGCUCAGCCCAAUCCAAGAGAGGAGACUGGCGGCGGCACAACCUCCGCGCCGCCCACGCUAGGCACCCACGAAGCGACCCCUGCGGAGUCAGCAGACACCGCUGAGCAGCGGAUUUCCAGCCUGCCCGCCCGUGCCGAAGACGCGGCAGCCCGUCUCAAAGAGCCUAGCAACAAGCGGGUCAAGCUUAAUGGAGAGAAGAGCGGGUCCCCCCCGGCGACCGUGGCCCCCAGCGUCGAGGUUGACAACUCGGGUGUGCUGGAGUCGGUAUCCCAUUUGACAGAACGGAUGCUCGGCACCCAAGUCUACGAGCCCGGCAAACUGCUUCUGCGUGAAUACGAUGACUAUUGGAACUCCAUAGUGCAGGUGCGGCUGGCCAGGAGGUUCGUUUCAAAAAACCACGACCUUGUUCGACGACGAGCCGUAUGGGGCACCUCUAUUUAUACCGACGACAGCGAUCUAGUUGCCGCCUUGUACCAUGAAGGAUAUUUCGAGCCCGACAGCAAGCUGGACAUUGCCUCUGAUCUGCUAGUGUCUGUUCGCGUCCUGCCUCCGCUAAGAAAGUACAUUGGCAGCACGCGACACGGUCUUAACUCACGGACCUGGCUGUCUCCACACGAUGGCACCUCCUACAUAAUCACCACCGUGCAAGAGAUUGCCCAGGGCAGUGCGGAGGCGCCAUUGAGCGGGCGACGACAGCGGGCCAAAGCGUGGGGCGAAGCAUAUGCGAUGGCCAGGCCGGCCAGCCAACGGCCGUCCCCCCAUCCUGCGGAGGUGUGA